Molecule: messenger RNA, 954 nt
Organism: Metarhizium brunneum ARSEF 3297
Lineage: Eukaryota; Fungi; Ascomycota; Sordariomycetes; Hypocreales; Clavicipitaceae
Product: Hydrolase tropI
Molecular function (GO): hydrolase activity
Source: RefSeq, a predicted model, not a curated record
AUGACUGAAGUCGACAUCGCCACCAAAGCUCCCGAGAGCGACGCUCAGGAGCAGCAGACUGAGCAGAGGCCGGAGACCACCACACCUGCAGAACCGCCAGCUCAGACCGGGGAGCACUGCGUAACUGACCGACCAACUCCUAGUGGACAGUCGUCAACCGGUGAGAUCAUUAAACUAAACGAUGUCGACGUAUAUAUUUCCAAACCAUCCGACUACCCACAUGCGCACUCAAAGCUCCUCCUGCUCCUCACGGGUGGCACUGGAAUCAAGUCGGUCAACAAUCAAAUCCAAGCCGACAAAUUCGCCUCAGAGGGCUACCUCGUAUUGAUGCCGGACCUCUUUGCCGGCGACAGCGUCCCCUUAUCCACGGCCAUCACCGACUCCUCCUCCUCCAUCAUCGAGCAAGUCAAGCUCCAGGCCGUCGGGGUCGUCAAGUCCUUCAUUAUCGACAUGUGGCUGGCCCGCAUCACCCCGGACAAGGUCAUGCCCAUCCUGCGCAAGGUCAUUGAGGCAGCGCAAGACCAGUACGCAGACGCCAUCAAGAAUGGCGAGGGGAUAUACGCAGUUGGGUACUGCGUUGGUGGACGGUUCGUCCUCCUGCUGGCUCAGGAGACGGAAGAGCAGGGCAGCGACGAGGAGGCGGGCGCGUUGAAGAAGGGCCCGUAUAUCAAGGCCGGAGCUCUGGCGCACGGUGCGUCGGUCACGCCCGACGAUUUCAACAACCUGAGGGCACCGCUGAGCCUAGUGUGUGUUGAAAACGACAACCUGUUUCCAGACGAGGUGCGGAAGGUGGGCGAGGAUGCCAUGUCCAAGGCAAAUCUUGAGCACGAGGUGCAGGUCUAUCCUGGCGUGCCACAUGGUUUUGCUGUAGUGGGCGCAUAUGCAGAUAGCGCCAUUACCGAAGCACAAACAACUGCAUAUGAGCAAAUGUUGAGAUGGAUAAACGAACACUAG